Oikopleura dioica is the source of this 801-nucleotide messenger RNA. The record is from the annotation of a GenBank genome assembly. Lineage: Eukaryota; Metazoa; Chordata; Appendicularia; Copelata; Oikopleuridae.
AUGUCUUUGAUAAUGAGGCCGACAAGGCCAGAGUCAGGGUAUGAAAGCGUUGAAAAUGGCGUCGCCAAGAACUGGGACGUCGAUACCGGUAAAAAGAACGAAGAAGAAAGAGAAACGAUAUCUACCGCGAACGAGAGUGGCUCGACUAGCUCAAACCAGCCGCGCUCUCUCCUCGAAGCGUUAGAAAUUCUAAAAGAAACAGAGGAGGAGAAGAAAGCACGGCUUGACAUGGAAGAAAAAGUCAAAAACAUGCUGGAGAACCUACCCUUUUAUGUCAAACGCGUUGUCAGAACUCCUGUCAAGCCUCUAGACAAAAGUCUUCACUGCAAAGACUGCGAUGUUUGGGUCAACUCUCCUACCCAGAUGGAACAGCAUCUCGGCUCGCUGCGCCAUAAAAACACAGUCGCAGGGAUUCCAGUACCUCCUCGUAUAGAUAAAAUCGAGCCUGUCAAGCCGAAGUCAAUCUACCAGUACAAAUGCGAGCUGUGCCACAAUACGCUCAACUCGGAAGUGCAGCUUUAUCAGCACUUGUGCAGCCAAAGACAUUUAGCGGCUCUAGAGGGUAAACCACCAAAACGCAGAUGGGUUCCGUAUGAGCAAUUCCGGGCGCAUAAAAUAAUCCAAGCCAGACUCAGACAGCAGUCUGCAUACACCGUCGCUUACCAGCCGAUUCUCAUGCCCAACUUUACGAACUUGCAGAUAGGCCAACUCGGGCAGUUGCAACAGGGAGCGAUGCAAAAUGUCCAAAACGUACCCCAAUUGUCCUUACCCCCUGGAAUGCCGUUCGAUCAGUUUAUGUAA